CUCUUGAGUUCAGUUGACUCAUUUGGUCAGGUUUUGUUAUCACCUUUGUGCCUCCCUUCCUGUCUUGUUUCAGUCCGGGUUUGUGUUUCAGAAGCGACCUGUUCACAUGUCACACUUGCAAGUCACAGCAGAGGGUGUCGGUGCUUUGUGGUGAGGGGUUUGCCUUUCGUUGGUGAAGUUAGCAGCAACCAGGAGAGCGAAAGGGGAGGGGAGAAGAGGGCAGGGGAGGGGUUACGAGCCCAGUCCAGCGGAACAUCCUGCGACCACAUCUGAGAGAGUCGGAACGAAGCUCGGCAAGGUCCCCUCACCGCCAACUCCUCUUGCUGCGCGCCGAUCGUCGCUUUCGUGCCCAGUCGUUUAAACCCCGGAGCAAGCGCGGGCCGGUUGUCCUGGUACCCGCUCUGCGAGUCGCAGGCUCUCCUGGACUUAUGUUUUUAUCUCUGGACGCGCGGUGGUGGGACAUCCGGAAUGGGGAAUCCGUAGGAGAAGACUGCGCUGGCUGGUUUUACUGUUUGCGAUAAAAAACAAGAGAACGCAGGCGCGCAGACGCGCUGGCCCGCAUAGCCUACGCACGAGAUGGACUUCAAGAAAACAAAAUUUGGAAAAUUCAUGAACUGCAGGGUGCCAGCCAGCAAGAGAUACCAGCCCACUGAAUAUGAACACGUUGCAAACUGUGCCACACAUGGGUUGUGGAUUCUUCCCAGUAUGGUCGGUGGGUCCGUCCUCUACUUUCUCUCCGUGGACCGAUGGCAUCGUGUCGCUGCCUGGCUCUAUGGGAGCGGCCUCACCGGCUUAUUCAUCACCUCAACUCUUUUCCAUACUGCUGCCUGGAAAAUCAGCCACCUCAGGAAGGUGGAGCAGCGCUUCCACAUGUGUGACAGAAUGGCCAUCUACUUCUUCAUCGCAGCCUCCUACUCUCCAUGGUUGAUGCUGAGGGAGCUGGGACCCUGGACGUGCCACAUGCGCUGGCUCAUCUGGGUCAUGGCGUGUAUAGGAUCGGCGUAUGUCUGCUUUUUCCAUGAGAGGUACAAGCUGAUCGAGUUGCUGGGAUACGUGGCCAUGGGGGCUGUUCCUGCUUUGGUCAUUCUCUCUAUGGUGGAGCGCACAGGUGUGUGUGAACUGGCCGUGGGAGGUGUCUUCUAUGGAGUAGGCGUGGUCUUCUUUAAGAGCGAUGGCCUUGUGCCAUUCGCCCAUGCGAUCUGGCAUCUAUUUGUGGCCGUUGGAGCAGGCAUUCACUAUUACGCCAUCUGGAGGUACCUGUAUUUACCGGGGACACAGCUGCAGACGUCGAGAUUCACCCACGUGACACAGAUGAAAAGGCCUGAAGCAGCAGAGGAAAACAUUAUACUGCCAGUAACAUUGUCCAGCAUGACUGAUUUGGUGGUAGAUCAGACAUAGUCUGGGGAGCCAUAUCCUCUACAGGCAACGGCACCAUGACUGCCAUUUGGUGUUGGGAUGAAACCUUCGGACCCCACAGACCCUACAAUGGUGCAGUGUGUACUGGGUUCCUCCUGCUGCAUGACAAUGCCUGGCCUCAUGUAGUAAGAGUAUGCAGGCAGUUUCUUGGAGGAUGAAAGACUUGAUACUACUGACUGCCCGCAAUGCUCACCAAAUCCAACAGAACACCUCUGGGACAUCGUGUUUCAGUCCAUCCGACGCUACCAGGCUGCACCUCAGAUUGUCCAGGAGCUCAGUGAUGUCGUGGUCCAGAUAAAGAUUUCAGGGUAUCUUUGAAUUCAGCCCUCUGUAGGUUGAUCAUUUUAAUUUCCUUCAAACGAUGUGUCAUCUUUUGGUUCCUCAUUACCCGUUCCAUAUGGUUUUCUUUCCCACUGAGAUAUUUUGUGUAUUUUAAAGUGUUCCUUUUGUCCACACCAGCUGCUCAACUGUUGGUCACGACUAUUCUGGGCAUUAUUUUACAAGCAUGAGGUUACUGGAAAAUCAAUAAAGAAACCAGAGUAUCACUAUUUUUAUGCCAGACUAGUAAAACUGUAAGAGUCUUAUCGAUCUUCUCGUCUUUACAAGAAUAUAUAUGCACUUUCCCAAAAUAAUGAAGCUUUCCUUACAGGCAUAUCUGUUACUGAGCAUUCCUAAGCUGUUAAACUCCCUACUUUCAGUAAUCCAACCACAACUAAUGUGCCAAAACUCACUACACAGGAAUCCCUUUCUGCUGUUGGUGCUACAUCCUUGCUCGGUGGUAAAAUAUGACAGUCAGGAAGUCUCCCAACAAAGCUGCCAUUGACAGGCUUUCAAUAUUGAUUUGGCUGUAAAAGCUGUUACAGAUUUUUACCACCUUAUGUGACCCCUUGAGAGUAUCUGCUUUUGACUUCUGUUCAUUUUCCCAGUACAUGCACGACCCCUGGUUUCGUAAUUAAACAUACUCAUCUUUGGCCGACUGAGACCGAAUUAAGCAAUCUGCAGACAGACUUUAAGGUCACACAUGUCUGUGUGACACACUGUAGCCAGACUGUAAAUGAUCAACCUGAUGAUAAGAGACGCGAGUAGAACCAGCUACUCGUGUGUGGCUGUGACUCAGUUUUGAGUUUUAUUUUUUUUGACUUGUGUUCCAAUUUAAUUUUCCUAAAACUGUAAUUUGAUUUAAAAGACAAAGAAGUCCGUCUCAUUAUGAAAAUGUCAAGGUCUAAUGCAUUUCGUGUCCCGUUCAGGGGACUUUUAAUGCCAGUUGUUUUGUCUAAAUGGUGCGCUCUUGACUUCUGAGCACUUUUCUAUCAACACUGAUGUGUAACGUAGAAUUUGCUACAGUCCUCUGACUACGACAGAAUCAACGUAGCUCGUAAAUGCAAAUUUCUAUUCCCACAUUUCUAGAUUUUCUUAACUUCUAGUACUCUGAUUACUUCUGUUUUAAUUCUUGAAAACAGAGCACCUUCUCAGGAAAUGAGCAAUUUUUUAAUCUUUUUUUUUUUAAUCAGAUGAU
Molecule: messenger RNA, 2932 nt
Organism: Pundamilia nyererei
Lineage: Eukaryota; Metazoa; Chordata; Actinopteri; Cichliformes; Cichlidae
Gene: mmd2a
Product: monocyte to macrophage differentiation-associated 2a
Exons: 8
Coding region: 577-1398 (273 amino acids)
Cellular component (GO): membrane
Molecular function (GO): pore-forming activity
Source: RefSeq, a predicted model, not a curated record